Molecule: messenger RNA, 2360 nt
Organism: Pelobates cultripes (western spadefoot toad)
Lineage: Eukaryota; Metazoa; Chordata; Amphibia; Anura; Pelobatidae
Source: the annotation of a GenBank genome assembly
AUGGAUUCUGAAGCCCCAACUUCCACCUCACCAAACAAGGCACUGAAAAGGAUGCACCAGGACUGGCAAAGAGUGGCUGCAUCCAAGAGACAGGACUUCCUGGUUUGGUAUCAUACUGCUCUGGUAAAUACCCCUAUUCCUUAUAGCCAGAACACUACAAUUAACCCCUUAAGGACACAACUUCUGAAAUAAAAGGGAAUCAUGAUGGAAUAUUUCCGUCAUGUGUCCUUAAGCGGUUAAUUAACUAUGUGGUUCCUUUGAGAGUUGUGUAUUGUACAAAUCAUUAUUGGAAUGUGUUCUAUACACAGCUUCUAAGGGUAAUUUUCCAACUUCACCCUAUUCGGUGGGGGGGGGGAUGGGGAGGGAGUUUGUUCUCCAGACGUGCACCAAGGAGAUAGCAAAUCCCAUAUAAUUUAACAGAUUACAUGAGCAUAAUACAGCAAUUUACCACGGUAGACAAAUAUGGCAUUGACCAUUUUGGACCAUUGACCAUGAAAGUUUAGAGGCUCAAUUCCUUUAAUAAAUGGAGAUUGGCAUUAAUAAAUGGAGAGUGGCAUUAUCUGAGGCUAAAAAAACAUCAUGCUCACAUUGCCUUGUAUCAGGAAACAUAUUUCAAAUGAGGUAAACACCCCUAUUUUAAUUCUUGUGAAUUUCUCAUUGACUUUCACUCUUGUUUCAAAGCCAAAGGAAGGUGGCAAAUAAAUCACACCACUAAUAUAGGAAAGCAAGGAGGAACUUGCAAAGUGGAAAUCUUUGUGGGGCAGGUAAAAAUAAUACCAUAAAACACGCUUGUUAUAUAUUUUUAAAUUGUUGCCCAUUGCUAUACUUGCUUCUUUUUGCAAAACUAUUCAAAGAUUUUUACAGCUUUCAUUUGUGACAACCAUAGAGACAGAUUCCCAGUAGCCUGGCUGCAAUUAACCUUUGCUAAAGGUGGCAUUUGUCGUCCCAAUAUCCACCUUUAUUAUAAAACAUCUAUACAACAAGCAGUGGUCACUAUGUACUUACCAAGGGGCACGCUUCAAUGGUUGGUCAUGAAUGUCCAUGGGGGGGGGAGGUGGGGGUGCUUUUUUCUCUGUAUUGGGUUCUCUGUGGACACCCAAGCACCUUAGAGGGCAAUUCCCUACCACAUAUCUCACCAUAAAAGGCUGAGAUCAAUUUAUGGCAUCCUUUCAAUUAGAUAACCAUGUAGCGCCUCUUAACAGCCUUUAAAGCAUUAUCACCUUGUCCUAAGGUGACACCUUGGCUGUCUUAAAAGCAGUGGGUCAGUAGAGGGGUAACCUGGGUGGAGCACUUUAUAGCAGAGUGGUCAAUCCUACCAUUCCCUCAAUGACCCCAUAGCUUUAUUUUCCCAUACCUAUAGAUUAAGAGCAUUAUUAAUUCAAGUCAUCACGAGAGCACACCUUAACUUUCCAUCAGGAACAGCAUUCCAGGUGCUAUUGGACAGGUGUUGGGUGUCCCCCAACCUAAAGUACUCAUUGUGUGUUACAGAAUUUUGAAAGACAGGAGUCCAAACACUAGAUUCACCUUUAUGAAAUACUUGGCAUUGGAGGAAGGUUCCCAACUGUCAGAAGGGAGUGGGUUGCCUCUAUUAAUGCCUUUAAAGGCAUAACUAAGUGUUAUUACCAUAUCGAGACACAUCUCAAAUUGGUGUAUUACUGGUAUUGGAAAGCUAGCAGCCUACUUAAGAUUAACAUAUAUUUCUCUCCUGUGUUGGAGAUAUGGGAGAGAACAGGGCAUCAAGACUCACAUCUGGUGGUCGCGCACAAUGUUGCAACCAUUCUGGAACUCGUCCCUUCAACCACCAUUUGCCCCUUCAUGUUAGCUACUACUGCUGAUCCCAACAACCUUCACCAAAUAAUCUGAAACUUUUGGCAGCAAGACAAUUAAUAUUGCUUAAAUGGAAACAAUCCAGCAGAUCUUCCCUCUUAAGCCUAACUGAAAAAAAAAAACCUUUAACCUAUCAUAUGAAAAAAUGUGUGUUGUUUCUGUAGCUCCGAGAAUACAAUUUGAGAGAAUCUGGCAGCCUUUGUGUCAUGCUUACCUGUUUCAGCACUUCCUCUCGCCAUUCCUACAUCGAGUUGGAUGCUGCACGCUGCUUGUGUGCGUCUGUUUAUAUUGAUUCAGGUAAGAACGAAAUCGCGAAUUUAGCAAUUCGACAGACUCACAUCAUCUGGCGCACUGAUAUGACGAGAUCCUAUCAAAUUAAAAUCACCGCUAUCUAAUUCCCAGGCACUUCUCGUCCAAAUCACCCUGUUGUUGGUGUUGUGUCCGCUAGUAAAUUUAAAUUGUUGUUCCGCACUGACGUCACCGGAGUCGUUGCCUUGGAACUUGUACAGACAAGUAGUUCCUCCUUCCGCUAG